This is a messenger RNA of Ruditapes philippinarum (Manila clam), 623 nucleotides long. RefSeq lists its product as uncharacterized. The record is from RefSeq and is a predicted model, not a curated record. The coding region runs from base 101 to 592 and encodes 163 amino acids. Lineage: Eukaryota; Metazoa; Mollusca; Bivalvia; Venerida; Veneridae. The transcript is spliced from 3 exons.
AUGUCGUCAUAACGUCGUUGUUACUUUGGCUAACAACGUCAAAGCAGAUACAGCAAUCUUUAAAAGCAGACGACGAUUCUAUAGCAGACGACAAUUUAUAAUGAAGAAAACAACACAAAGCGUUGAACGUCUUCAGGACAUGUUAAAACAUGCAUCCAGAAAGAGGAAGCGUUCCGAAAGCCCGGAUGAGGAAUCGCUACCCCCAGCAAAGCGUCCAAGAAAGAUGGUGGCUGUGGUUCCACUAUUUCCAAGGACGUUUUUACUAAAGGUCAAGAAAUGGCAAGACAGGAAAAGAAAAAUUGAAUUAGGCAUGGCUCUAUACAUAGAGGCACAGUUGAAGAAAAUGGCCGACACAUCAUCUUCGCCACCAGAACCCGCAGUUUCAUUAUCAGUUGAAGCAUUAGAGGGAAUUAAGGCAGCCGAGCAGCUGAUUGAAGAAAUCUCGGCCGAGAUCGCCGCUUCUUUUCCAAAGCGUUAUGGAAUCAUCAAGAGGCUGGAGGCCAACAAUGUUGCAGACGAUAGUGUCGAGGUCAAGGUCGUUCCUUUUAAGCGCCGUGGCGGAUGGAGGAAAAAGGGAGAGAAGCGAUACUAAAUUGAGUGAUAAAAAGACCAAAAAAAACAUA